Molecule: messenger RNA, 640 nt
Organism: Vigna radiata var. radiata (mung bean)
Lineage: Eukaryota; Viridiplantae; Streptophyta; Magnoliopsida; Fabales; Fabaceae
Product: ethylene-responsive transcription factor ERF098-like
Exons: 1
Coding region: 12-452 (146 amino acids)
Biological process (GO): regulation of DNA-templated transcription; ethylene-activated signaling pathway
Molecular function (GO): DNA binding; DNA-binding transcription factor activity
Source: RefSeq, a predicted model, not a curated record
UUGAAGUUUGAAUGGAGGGAGGGAGAGGAGUUGUGAAUGGAAACGCUUCAAACGCAGAGGUGAGGUACAGAGGGAUUCGUAGGAGGCCAUGGGGAAAGUUUGCAGCAGAGAUUCGUGACCCUACAAGAAAAGGUGCUCGAAUAUGGCUUGGAACAUUUGACACUGCUGAACAAGCUGCACGUGCUUACGAUGCUGCUGCUUUUCGUUUUCGGGGUCACAAGGCCAUCCUCAACUUCCCUAACGAGUAUGGCCACACCACUCCUAAUCCUAACAUGUUUUCAAAUUCACAGCCUCUUAAUUCUUCUUCUUCUUUUCCUUCGUACUCUGGUGGCGAGGGUUCUUCACAACAACAGCGAAAUGGUGCUGCAACUUUUGAAUUGGAAUACUUGGACAAUAAGUUGUUGGAAGAACUCCUUGAGACGCCUGAUGGAACAGGCAACGACUACAAUUAAAUUAUUAGAGUGGUCCUUCUUUAGGUGCAUUGAUUGACAUGCAGGAAAAAAACUUGUGGCUUCUAUCUCUCCUUUUUUUCCUUUUGGUUCUCUUUAUGUUUCUCAAGUUAAAGCUAUUUCAAACCACAGUGGCUCUAAUCGUAGACUUUAGGUCAUAGAAAUAAACAGAGAAUUAAGUUGUCCUUGAA